AUGGUCAACAGAAUCACCUCGACGGACCAGAUUCCGGCAUUUGUCGACAGAAAUAUAUGGAAAGAUUCGGUCAUAAUCCACAGACAGGGAGAUGAUAUUAUCUGGAUAAGAAAUAGUAAGGAAAUGGACAAUUUCCCAUUGCAAAAAUUGCUGAAAUUGUAAAACUUCUGAAAUUACAGAUCUCCUCAAAAAGACGACGCCAUCCCCUUCCAUUUCGAGUGAGGACUCCGGUGAAUCCAGCGGGAGCGAAGGAAGAAAGUUGAGGCCAAAGAAAGUAAUGAAUUACUUCCCGCCACAGAGAUCACUGAAGACUGAUAUUGGGGAUCAAAAGAAAAAGGAGACUACUAAAGAGAGUAGCGAAGUUUCUUCAAAUGCUUCGAAGCAGGAAGUCGGAUCAAAAAAACGUUUUAAUGGUAAAAGCGCUUCAGAAACAGGGAAAUCGGUGUUGGACUCUUCUCAAAAGUCAAAGAAACCGAAGCUCUUGUCCGCUGAGGAAAUUGCAAGGUCCUGUCGACCCAAAUCGAGCCAGGAUGCAAGCAACAGCCCUCUUCGUGAAGAACAGAUUCGAUUGGAGUUCCAUAUUGCAGAUUGGAACCUAAUUCGAGAUCAAAGAGAUCUGAAUUCCCAGUCUACUCUGAACAGACCAAAAGUAUUACCGAUAGUCCUGCCCCCGGAGCGAAUGAAACCCAUCAUUGCUGAACUUGUGCGGGAAGAGUCGUUUAGUGCUAGCCAUCGCCUGCACAAUCCGAACAUGAGCACUGUUCAAAAUAAGAAGAUCUUCGACAAGUGUAAUGGCAACAAUGGGCAUGGACACAACUACCGAGUUAAGGUAUUCCUGAAGGGCCCUAUCAACAAUCAUACGGGCAUGGUAUACAACAUGAAGGAUCUGAAAGAAGAGAUGAAAAUUGUGAUUGACACACUGGACCACAAAAACAUUGAUCAUGACGUCGUGUUCUUUAAGUAAGCAAAAGGUUUCUAAAACGCACAGUUCUAAAAUGCAUUUCAGAACGCGUGUAUCGACGAGCGAAAAUCUGGCCGUGUAUUUUGUUACUUUUAUGAAGAAAGUGAUGGCCGCCCCUCAGCUUCUGUACAAAAUCGAAUUAUGGGAAACGGACAAGAAUAGCGUGGUCCUCUUUGCAUCUGAUGUUUAA
Bursaphelenchus xylophilus (pine wood nematode) is the source of this 1151-nucleotide messenger RNA. Lineage: Eukaryota; Metazoa; Nematoda; Chromadorea; Rhabditida; Aphelenchoididae. The record is from the annotation of a GenBank genome assembly.